GCUACGUGUGGAUGUAUUGUUUUAUUUUUAAAUAAUAUCUCAUAUUUUGUUCGGUCGCGGCUGGAACUGGGACGCUCGACCUGGUGUAAACAUUUUAAUAAAUAAACGCUAAAAAAAUCUGCAACAACCAGUAAUUUCUUCAGUAUACACUGAAACAGAAAGGUCAAAAGAGAAGGACAUACAGAUGAUGAAUAUCAGAGUGGACGUAGUGUAGUUGACGAGCUCACUAACUCUGCUGUCUUGAAAAUGAACUGAAAGCAACUAUUACUACUGUAUGACAUUUAUUUAAGCCUUUGACGCAUCGAAUAAAAUAUUCCUGUGAAAUGUUUCGUCAUUUAUUCUGUCUCAUUGUUCUGAUCGCCGUUCACACUAACAAAGCGGCAGAGAUCAGGAUCGAUCCGGAUAUUUUUGGUUUUCAAAGCGCCAUAUACGAAACUAACUUUGUGUUCCCUGGUACAAUGUGGUGUGGUGCAGGACAUGUGGCAGAGAGUUACGAGGAUUUGGGUUCGGAGUGGGAGACCGACAUGUGCUGUCGGGAGCACGACCACUGCACUGACCUCAUACCCGCCGGGGAGACCAAGCACAGUCUCACCAAUGACGGCUUCUAUGCCAGAUUAAGCUGUGAAUGUGAUGAAAAGUUUCGGCUAUGUCUUAAAAAUGCUAAUACGGAUAUAUCGCAUACAGUUGGCAUGACGUACUUCGAUACUAUUGGAACGAAGUGUUACAGAAAGGACUACCCGGUCGUAGGUUGCCAGAUGUACGGAGGCAUGUUCAUGCCAAUUUGUUUGGAGUACGAAUUCGAUAAGAAGAGCGAACAGAUCUACCAGUGGUUCGACGUCAAAGGGUACUCUGAGUGAACAUGAAUCUACUGAAAUCACUUCCAGGAAGUGCAGGAUUUUUUCUCUUAUUCUUUUCUCUUAUAUCCGUUAUAGACUAGUCAACAAGUGCCAUUUGCACCAACUUUUUUCAGCAGUCUCCGAAAACUAUAAAUGAGGGGUCAUUCGAUUCGGAAUGGCAUUUAGAUGAUUUUUGAAAAAAAUUAAGUUCCGCUUGCAAAAAAAGUUGGUCCAAAUGGCACUUGUUGACUAGUCUAUUAAGAAAAAAUAAUAAAUUAUAACUCAAUAUUAUUUUAUGUAUUGUAUAAUAAAUAUAUAAAUAAUUAAUAAGAACUUAUUUUAUGUAGAAUCGAUUGUGUUAUUUUUUAAAAAAGAAUUGAGUAAUUUUUUAAUAUUUGUUUGAUUAACGAGGAAAAAAGGAUGUUAACAAUUAAUUGAGAUUAUCAUGAGAAUUUAAAUAAUUUAAUUAUACUCUGAAGAUAGAUGAAUAAAAUGAAAAUCUAAGUAUACAAAAUGUGAUUUAAUUUAACAUACAUACAUAUAAACUAUACGUAAGUGAAGAAGUUUAAAACGAAAAAGUAGUUUAAAUUAAAAUCGCUGGGACGAAAUGUCACCUUGGCAAACUUAAGGUCAUUAACAUUCGAUGUUUAUAUUUAUUGCUUGCUCAUUUGUGUUAGCUGUGUGAAGUUUAUAUUAUCAUUAUUGUAAGUUACGUUAGUUAGUUCAAUCAAUCUGAUUUAAUUGAGGUGGUGGGUGAGUCAGAAUUUAUAUACUACGUUAUACAAUUAGCUUGAUUCUAGAACAUUAGCCAUUGCCGCUUGUAGAAUAGAGGCAUUUUUUUUAAGGGAUUUUAUGACCUGGUAACUGAGACCUUUAAGUCAUGUCUUAUUUUAAUUUAUAUUCAUAUUUUCAAGGUCAAGGGACAAGGUCCCAUAGACUAGAAUGCCACCCAUCAUGAUAUUUAAGGCCCGAAGUCAAAGCUUUAAGUGUUCAUUAAGUUGCUAAUAAUGAUAUGUAUUUUGUAGACUUUUUCAUUAAAUUUGCAUUCCUGAGCCUAAAAUGUCGUGUGAAUUUCUCGAAUAAAACGUAGGAAAGUUUUAAUAAAUUUCAUUUAUUUC
Molecule: messenger RNA, 1954 nt
Organism: Bombyx mori (domestic silkworm)
Lineage: Eukaryota; Metazoa; Arthropoda; Insecta; Lepidoptera; Bombycidae
Product: phospholipase A2
Exons: 5
Coding region: 324-857 (177 amino acids)
Biological process (GO): phospholipid metabolic process; arachidonate secretion
Source: RefSeq, a predicted model, not a curated record